Molecule: messenger RNA, 459 nt
Organism: Zophobas morio
Lineage: Eukaryota; Metazoa; Arthropoda; Insecta; Coleoptera; Tenebrionidae
Exons: 3
Coding region: 1-459 (152 amino acids)
Molecular function (GO): odorant binding
Source: RefSeq, a predicted model, not a curated record
AUGAUGAGACUACCAUUCUUGAUUCUCCUUUUUAGAACUUGUACCUUGGCUGUGUUGGAUGAAUCAUUGAGCGAAAUCGAGCCGAGCAUAUUGAGCUGCAGAAGUGAACAUGACCUGACUGAUGAAGAAAUACAGCGCGACCGAGCUGCUGGAAACUUUGUUAAUAAUCCUAAAUACAAAGAAUAUAUUCUCUGUAUUUUAAAAAAAGAGGGACUGAUUAAAGAGUCAGGCGGGCUCGAGACCGAAGUCAUUACAAGUAGAUUUCAAGCGGUUGGAAUGACUGACGACCAAUGGGCGCUAAUUUUCAACUGCAGCGCCAAUCAGGCUACACCGGAAGACACUGCGAUGGAAUUUAUUAGUCUGAAAAACAGAGAAGACUACAUCGUCGCAGGUCCUGUUGCACUGGCGGGCGUGGAGUGGGGUCGGACCACGAGUCCCCAAGCUCGGGCUAGCCCGUAA